This is a messenger RNA of Rhodofomes roseus, 1050 nucleotides long. RefSeq lists its product as uncharacterized. The record is from RefSeq and is a predicted model, not a curated record. Bases 212 to 976 code for a protein of 254 amino acids. The transcript has 4 exons. NCBI's taxonomy places the organism in Eukaryota, Fungi, Basidiomycota, Agaricomycetes, Polyporales, Fomitopsidaceae.
ACAAGUUGUUUCCUCCCAUCAUGGCCGAGCCUACGAGAAACCCAGAACUCCUGGAGAGCGACGUAAGCACAACCUUCUCGCCGUUCACUUCUUGAAUUGAAACCUUUCUUGUCUUCAGAUUGAACUUCUCCGGCAGGACUACCAUGCCCUUCGCCACCAGGGGUUAGCACACAUCAGCGAGUUGGAGCACAGGGAUGCACAGCCAGCUCAUAUGCGCCGUUCGUCCAGACGUGCAAGUGCAUGCAACUGCACGCCCACGCGCUCCGAGCGCAAUGAGCCAAGCGCCGCCAGCCAGGGAAAUGUAGAGCAAACAUCGCCGUUCCGGGAGGUGGGAUCGCACGGCCUGCGCAUUCAAGUGGUCGAGAGUCCAAAUACUACACGCCCUAUGUCCGCACCCCAGCCGGAGCAGCACGACCCGUCUUCAGGCCGACAGGAGGGACAACCGCGACCAUCUGCUGUCUUGCUUGGAAAGCGGCCGGAGACGCACCGGCAGACCAUUGCCAAUGCCAAUGCCAGCGCCAGUACCGUUGGGUUGCCCAUUGAUCGACCGACGAUCCCCACGUUGCGCCUCGUUGACAGAUCUUCUCGACUGCUACUGCCAAUCCCCUCACGUCGCGAGUACGCAAUUCGCUCCCGCCCCGAGAAAGUCGGUUGGUACGCCUCCGAAGGCCCGCUGCUCUCGGCCGUACCCAUGCCCCCAGAGGAAGCCAGCUUAGCCGACCUCUACACGAAUAUAUACGAAGAUCAGGGCUGGCACUACCUGCAGAUCUGGCUGCGUGUGGAUCCGCCCAACUGGGUGAAGGUCGAAGAGAACUACCCUCACCCGUACCUCGAAGAUCAUGUUCUCCGUAUACUGGAUAAAGGGGAGCCGCGGUGGGUAACGAAGAAGACGUACCGCAAAUAUGUCACGUGUUGGAGAAAGCAGGGUUAUCGGAUCUCGGAGGGUGGGCCGUCUGGACUGCCUGGCUCGCCGUGAGUGAGCUUCGUGCUGCUGGAUUCGCUGAGAAUGAGGUUUAGCAUGCUACGUGGGAAAGAGUGGCGAAUCAUGGG